This is a messenger RNA of Glycine soja, 1475 nucleotides long. Its product is annotated as E3 ubiquitin-protein ligase AIRP2-like. The coding region runs from base 223 to 966 and encodes 247 amino acids. Gene Ontology annotation, molecular function: ubiquitin protein ligase activity. The transcript is spliced from 5 exons. The record is from RefSeq and is a predicted model, not a curated record. NCBI's taxonomy places the organism in Eukaryota, Viridiplantae, Streptophyta, Magnoliopsida, Fabales, Fabaceae. Gene Ontology annotation, biological process: protein ubiquitination.
GUGUUCUGACAAGUUCACCGUCUUGGCUUUCAAGAACGGCAUAGAAGCAACACGAAGCACUCUCUUUCUCUCUCUUCACUGUGUGACUCUCUCUCACACACAAACUAGAGCGAGAAAUAUUAUAGCUCAGGGUUUUGGGGUAUCAUUAUUCAACCAUCAACCAUUUUCUCUCUUCUUCUUCUCUAGUGAGAAAUUUCUCUUUCAUUGUGUGUGGUCAGUGAGAUGUAUGUAGCUUCCAUGCGCAAGUCUUUCAAGGACUCCUUGAAAGUCCUUGAAGCUGAUAUCCAACACGCCAAUACCCUGGCCUCAGAUUUUCCAAGGGAGUAUGAUGGUGCAUGCCUUCAGAUGAGAAUGUCAUACAGUCCAGCUGCACACCUGUUCCUUUUCUUGGUACAGUGGACAGAUUGCCAUCUUGCUGGAGCCCUUGGACUGUUAAGAAUCCUAAUUUACAAGGUCUAUGUGGAUGGGACAACCACCAUGUCUACACAUGAACGAAAAGCAAGUAUUAGAGAAUUCUAUGCGGUCAUUUAUCCCUCUUUGUUGCAACUUGAAAAAGGUGUAACUGAUACUGAGGAUAAGAAGCAAAAGGCUGUGUGCAUGGAGAGGUACCGUAGAAGAGAUGAUGAGGAGUAUAGGCAGUCUUCUGACAUAGACAUUGAAAGAGAAGAUGAAUGUGGAAUAUGCAUGGACAUGAAUAGUAAGAUUGUGCUUCCCAACUGCAAUCAUGCCAUGUGCCUGAAAUGUUACCGAGAAUGGCGAACAAUAUCACAAUCAUGCCCAUUUUGCCGCGACAGUCUGAAGAGAGUGAACUCAGGUGAUCUCUGGGUAUUCACCGAUAGAAGGGAUGUGGUAGACAUGGCAACAGUGACAAGGGAGAAUCUCAGAAGGCUUUUCAUGUACAUAGAUAAGUUGCCUCUGAUUGUUCCAGACUCCCUUUUUGACACAUAUGACUCUCACAUAAGGUAAGUGAUUGCAACAGAACAGAUUUUAAUGCAUGCUGUUGUCUUGGAUUGAUAGAGCUAUAAUCCCUUCCACUUAAAGUUAGUCACAUAAAAACCCGAACCCGAGUCGGCUAAUUGAGUUCGUACUAUAUAUAGAGUUGCAGUACUUGCUUCCCACUUCUGCUGCCAGAAGUAUCCAGCCCUGUGUUAAUUGUGGGUUGGUGGUGAAGUUGAGAUGGUAAAUUGUAUCUAUCUAGCUAGCUCAUUUGUAUAUCCCUGUACAGAUCGAAUUAAUUACUUCUUAUUAACAAGAGAUUUGCACAUUUGGUUCUUGUCAUUUAAGUGUGAAUCUCUUGAGAAAAAAACUUUUACUUUUCUUCAUCAAUGAAUGUAUUUAACAGAAUAUAUUAGCCUCGGAGGUGCUUUUCCUAUGUAGUGUGUUUAGUAUCUGUAUUCGCUAUAUUUCCUUAAGGUCCUCUUAAUUGUAACUACUAUUAUGUUUUAUAUUAUUUAAGCACUGUAGUCUAUAGUACU